GGGCGAGCGGGCAGGCUGGUGGGCGUGCGGAGGACGCGCGAGCGGAGGACGCGUGUACGGUGCACACUCAGUCUGAGGCGCUCAGGCUCUGGUCUAAGCACUGAGAAUACAGCAAACCCCUACCUACCUUCACGGACUUUAUACUGUGGGAAGACACUAUGAACAGAUAACUAUGUAAAAGGUAGAGUGCCUUUGAUGCUAAGUGUCAUGGAGCAAAAUAAAGCUAGGAGAGGGGACAGGGUUACUGAAGUGGGGGGCUUCAGUUCCAAUUCCCGGAAAGGGUAUGAUGGAACUGAGACAAAGUUAAAUGAGGGAGCCAGACAGCGGACCUGUGCAUUCAGGAAUAACAAAGAAAGUGAGGGGAAAAUGGGUGGGAGACUGAAUGCAGAGAGAAAAGAAGGGGGCAGGUCACAUCUGGAAGGAUCUUUUGACUAUUUUAAGGUCUUUUGCUUUUACUGAGAUAGGAGCAUUGGGAGGAUUUUGAGCAGAGAAAGGUUGUUAUCAUAUACACAUACUGUGUCCUUAGACCCUGAGUCGCUAUUAAAACCAAAUAGCUGGGGUGGCGCCUGUGGCUCAGUCAGUAAGGCGCCGGCCCCGUAUACCGAGGGUGGCGGGUUCAAACCCGGCCCCAGCCAAACUGCAACCAAAAAAUGGCCGGGCGUUGUGGUGGGCGCAUGUAGUCCCAGCUGCUUGGGAGGCUGAGGCAGGAGAAUCGCCUAAGCCCAGGAAUUGAAGGUUGCUGUGAGCUGUGUGAGGCCACGGCACUCUACCGAGGGCCAUAAAGUGAGACUCUGUCUCUACAAAAAAAAAAAAACCAAAUAGCUGGCUCAGCGCCUGUAGCUCAAGCAGCUAAGGUGCUGGCCACAUACACCAGAGCUGGUGGGUUUGAAUCUAGCCCAGGCCUGCCAAACAGCAAUGACAACUACAACCAAAAAAUGGCUGGGUGUUGUGGCCGGCGUCUGUAGUCCCAGCUAUUUGGGGGGCUGAGGCAAGAGAAUCACUUAAGCCCAGGAGUUGGAGGUUGCUGUGAGCUGUGAUGUCACAGCACUCUACCCAGGGUGACAGCUUGAGGCUCAGUCUCAAAAAUAAAUAAAUAAAUAAAUAAAUAAAACCAAAUAACUAACCAACUCACCCGCCUCCACUCAGGCCCCCUUGAACUUCCCUCCUCUAAGCAGUUCUCUCUGCUCAUUGUUUGAAGUGGCAUUGACACCCUGCCCCACCCUUAAUCUUUUACAAGUGUUCUUUUCUUCCUGGCACUGACCACAUUCAUUAUGGCAUAGAACUGUUUGUUGACUGUCCUCCUACACACACAAUGUAAGCCCCCUGAGGUCAGGGCUAGAAGUCUGUCCUCCCCCAGGUGUCCUCAGCCCAGAUGCCGAUUUCAGAUGCUGAUCUCUUGGAGUUCCACAUAUUGUUAUUCAGGUCUGAGCUCAAUUGUCCUGAGAGCAGAAGGUCCUGACCAACUAUCUAAAGUAGCCCCACCCUGCUAGAGGCCUUGCAAAUUAUACUCAGAUGACCUCCAUAUGUCUCCAGUGCCUCCUGGGGCCUCAGUUUCCCCAUCUGUCAAAGGAGUUAGGGGAGGUUGUCUGAGGUGGUUUCUUCUUCAAUACCACCUCCUCUGAUCAGCUAAUUUUAAGCUCCCCCAGCCGUGCCAUCCUCUAUUACAUUGCCUUAUUUUAUCUUUUUACAUCACCUUUAUCAAGUCCUAAAAGAUUCUCCUUAUAUAUUUGCUCAUUACACCCUGUUCUGUCCCUCCCACCCCCAUCAGAAUGUAGGUUCUGAGAGGCAAGAUGGGAGUCUGUCUUGUUCACAAACAUAGCCCCUUCUAAUUCAACAUGUCAACACACAUUUUUGAGCUUCAACUGUGUGCCUGACAUUCUUUCAACUGGUAUUUGCAGAGCACCUAACCAUGUGCUGGGCACUAGGCCGUGGAAAAGCAGAAGUCCACAGAGUCCCUGCCUAAUUGCAACCCUCUAUAGAGAAAGUAAACCCCUCCCCCCAACCCUUUUGAGACCAUCUCUCUGUAGCCUAGGUUACAGUGUAGUGGUGUCAUCAUAGCUCACCUCAAACUCCUGGCUAAAGACAUCCUCCUGCAUCAGCCUCCCGAGUAGCUGAGACUACAGACACCCAUCACCAAGCCCUGGUAAUUUUUCUAUUUUUUGUAGAGACAGGGUCUUGACACUUUUGCUCAGGCUGGUCUCAAACUCCUGGCCUUUUGAUCAGGCUGGUCUCAAACUACUGGCCUCAAGCAAUCCUCCCACCUUAGUCUCCAGAGUGCUAGGAUUAAAAGCUUGAGCCUCUGCUUGGCGCCUGUGGCUCAAGCGGCUAAGGCACCAGCCACAUACACCUGAGCUGGUGGGUUCGAAUCCACCCCGGCCGGCCAAACAACAAUGACGGCUGCAACCAAAAAAUAGCCCGGUGUUGUGGCAGAUGCCUAUAGUCCCAGCUACUUGGGAGCCAGAGGCAGGAGAAUCGCUUGAGGCCCAAGAGUGGAGGUUGCUGUGAGCUGUGAUGCCAAGGCACUAUACCUAGGGCAACAGCUUGAGGCUCUGUCUCAAAAAAAAAAAAAGAGCUUGAGCCUCCAUGCCCUGCUGAGAAAGGAAAUCCUGACUAGGCACAAAGUAUCAAGGUUCACAUUCUUCACUCGGGGCCUCAGUUUCCCCUUUUGUAAAAUGGGGCUGCAGGAUGAAAUGAUGGCCUCUGAUCCAGCCCAGCCACUACGUUUAAAGCCCUUUUCCUGGUAUUCUACUGCUAAAAGCAUGAUCUCUAGUUUUCAUGUGGAGGAGAUGGGGUUUUGACUGGGGAUGAGGGGGUAAGAGUGUGUGUUCUUGGGAGAGUGAGGGUGACAAGACCAGUUGUGCCCAUAAGGAACGUCAGAUGGACGAACGUCUUCCCCUCUCUUAAUCUUAGUUUCUUCCUCCCUAAAGUGAGCAUGCCAGACACCACAACUCCCAGGCUGGGGAUCGGACAACAGUUUUCCGCAAAGCUGCCAGCUGGGUGGUUACCCGGACUGUGCUAGCUCUGAGCCUGUGAGCCGGCCCAAGACCACUUGGGGCAGUGGCGGCGAUGCGGCCGGAACCCAGGCUCCGCGGCUCCCGGCCCGCCCGGGCCUCUGCAGUGGGAGCGCAGGCGGAAGUGCGGGCUGCAGCACCCGUGGACCUCGCCAGGACAAUGCAGACUCCUCUGACCAUUCCUGUGCCUGUGCUCCGGCUCCCCCGGGGCCCUGAUGGCUCGAGCCGUGGCUUUGCCCCUGAUGGACGCAGGGCCCCCUUGAAUCCCAAGAUUCCUGAAAUCCAGGAGUGUCCCAUAGUUCAAGAAUCUCUGGAAUCCCAGGAACAGCAGGCCCGAGCUAUCCUUCGAGAGCGCUACCUCCGCAGCCUGCUGGCCAUGGUGGGUUGUCAGGUGAGCUUCACGUUGCACGAAGGUGUGCAUGUGGCUGCCCACUUUGGAGCUACCGACCUGGACGUAGCCAACUUCUAUGUGUCACAGCUGCAGACUCCCAUAGGUGUGCAGGCUGAGGCGCUGCUCCGAUGUAGUGACAUUAUUUCAUACACCUUCAAGCCAUAAAGAUUAUUAUUGUGUUCACCUGUCUGCCUGAAGAUCCUAGGCCUCUAAAUAUUCCUGCGCCAGGAACUUUGGGCCUCUUAGAAUUCCCCUGGAAUUUUGAGCCAAGCAACUUUGGAUUCCUGAGACCUCAAGGAACUAGUCAGCAAAAAUCUGUGACCCUGGGAAUUCUAGAUCCCGUUGAAAGGAAUGCUCUACCUCUCAGAACUCCGAACUCUACAGAAACAUGGGCCUGAUGCCAUUUCCUGAAGACUGGGAGUCUGGGGUUUGUGGGUGGAAGAAUAAGGGAAGGCAAAUUGCAGAGACAUUGCUUAUUGAGGAGAUUGCAAAGUCCAGCCCCCUGAAUAUACUCCCCAAUGCCCCCCUCCUGCUAAAGAAUCAAUUAUCCCAGGAAAAUUCCACUCG
Messenger RNA from Nycticebus coucang (slow loris), 3969 nucleotides. It is a transcript of the gene GEMIN7, whose product is annotated as gem nuclear organelle associated protein 7. Gene Ontology annotation, molecular function: RNA binding. Gene Ontology annotation, cellular component: SMN-Sm protein complex. The record is from RefSeq and is a predicted model, not a curated record. The transcript is spliced from 3 exons. Bases 3067 to 3567 code for a protein of 166 amino acids. NCBI's taxonomy places the organism in Eukaryota, Metazoa, Chordata, Mammalia, Primates, Lorisidae. Gene Ontology annotation, biological process: spliceosomal snRNP assembly.